Molecule: messenger RNA, 2407 nt
Organism: Gekko japonicus
Lineage: Eukaryota; Metazoa; Chordata; Lepidosauria; Squamata; Gekkonidae
Gene: PPARGC1A
Product: peroxisome proliferator-activated receptor gamma, coactivator 1 alpha
Exons: 14
Coding region: 8-2398 (796 amino acids)
Biological process (GO): positive regulation of transcription by RNA polymerase II
Cellular component (GO): nucleus
Molecular function (GO): transcription factor binding; RNA binding
Source: RefSeq, a predicted model, not a curated record
GAGCUGGAUGGCGUGGGACAUGUGCAGCCCGGACGCCGCCUGGACUGACAUCGAGUGUGCUGCUCUGGUUGGUGAAGACCAGCCCCUUUGCCCGGAUCUUCCCGAACUCGACCUCUCUGAACUAGACGUGAAUGACUUGGAUGCGGACAGCUUCCUGGGCGGACUCAAGUGGUACAGCGACCAACCAGAGAUCAUUUCCAAUCAGUACAACAAUGAGUCAUCAAAUAUCUUUGAGAAGAUCGAUGAAGAAAACGAAGCCAACUUGCUAGCAGUCCUCACAGAGACGCUGGACAAUAUCCCGGUGGACGAGGAUGGAUUACCUUCAUUCGACGCCCUGGCAGAUGGUGAUGUGACCAAUGAAAACGAUGCUAGUUCUUCACCAAUGCCCGACAGCGCUCCUCCAUCUCAGGAGGCAGAAGAGCCGUCUCUACUUAAGAAGCUCUUGUUGGCUCCAGCUAACACCCAGCUAAAUUACGAUGAAUGCAGUGGCCUCAGCACACACAAUCAUGCCAGCACCAAUCACAGGAUCAGAGCAAGCCCUAUGGCCAUUAAGACUGAGAAUUCAUGGAGCAAUAAAGCGAAGAGCGUUUGUCAACCGCCAAAGCCACAGAGACGCCCUUGCUCGGAGCUCCUCAAGUAUCUGACUACAAACGAUGACCCUCCACAGACCAAACCAACAGAGAACAAGAACAGCAACAGAGACAAGUGCACCUCGAAAAAGAAGGCCCUUUUGCAGUCUCAGACACAUCACUUGCAAGCCAAACAAAUGAGUUUAUCGCUUCCUUUGACGCCCGAGUCACCAAAUGAUCCCAAGGGUUCCCCAUUUGAGAACAAGACUAUUGAACAAACUUUAAGUGUGGAACUCUCUGGAACUGCAGGCCUAACUCCACCUACAACCCCUCCUCACAAAGCCAACCAAGACAACCCUUUUAGGACUUCGCCAAAGCCGAAGUCAUCAUGCAAGACUGUCGUGCCAUCUUCCAAAAAACCCCGCUGUAGUGAGUCUUCCAGCUCUCAAGGACCUAACUCGCUUCGGAAGGGUCCAGCACAGUCAGAGCUGUAUGCGCAGCUUAGCAAGACAACCGUUCUGUCUGCCGGCCACGAGGAGAGGAAGACAAAGCGGCCUGGUUUGCGGCUGUUUGGCGACCAUGACUACUGUCAGUCUGUUAACUCAAAAGCAGACGUGCGUAUCAACCUACCCCAGGAACUCCAGUAUUCUGGACAAGUAGAAUCACAAGGCUGCUUGCCUGGGUGGCAGUGUCAUAUUUGUUCUCCCUUUGACCCACUCAGCCAGUAUGGCAAGAGAGAGACUUCACAGGUGAGCAAGCAGGAUCCGCAGCACAACAACCGGAAACAGCUCCAAGACCAGGAAAUCCGGGCCGAACUCAAUAAGCACUUUGGUCACCCGAGCCAAGCGGUUUUUGAGGAAGAGACCACUAAGAGCAGUGGGCUGAGGGACAGCCAUUAUAGCGACGAACAAUUCUCCAGACUACCUAUGUUUAUAAAUUCAGGGCUGGUAAUGGAUGGCCUUUUGGAUGACAGUGAAGACGAAUGUGACAAACUGUGCUGCUCGUGGGAUGGAACGCAAACCUACUCCUUGUUUGAUCUGUCGCCUUCUUGCUCUUCCCUUAACUCUCCGUGCAGAGAUUUGGUAUCUCCACCCAAAUCCUUCCUUUCUCAAAGAUUCCAAAGGAUACGAUCUCGAUCAAGGUCCUUUCCUCAGCACAGGUCUUGUUCCCGUUCUCCAUAUUCCCGAUCGAGAUCAAGGUCACCGUGCAGUAGAUCCUCUUCAAGAUCUUCCUAUUAUCAAGAGUCUGGUCACUGUAGACCCUGGGCAUAUAGAAGUUCUCCCUUGUAUUCAAGAUCACGUUCCAGAUCACCAUAUAGCCGUAGACCCAGGUAUGACAGCUACGAGGAAUAUCAGCAUGAAAGGCUGAAGAGGGAAGAAUACCGCAAAGAGUAUGAAAAACGGGAAUCCGAAAGGGCCAAACAAAGGGAGAGGCAGAGGCAGAAGGCAAUUGAAGAGCGGCGCGUAAUUUAUGUCGGAAGAAUUGGACCUGACAUCACCCGAGCAGAACUGAGCGACCGGUUUGAAGUUUUCGGCGAAAUUGAGGAGUGCACAGUAAAUCUACAGGAUGAUGGGGAUAGCUACGGUUUCAUCACUUACCGCUACACCUGCGAUGCUUUUGCUGCUCUGGAAAAUGGAUACACCUUGCGCAGGUCCAGUGAGCCUGACUUAGAGUUGUAUUUUUGCGGACACAAGCAGUUUUGCAAGUCUAACUAUGCAGACCUAGAUUCAAACUCGGAUGAUUUUGAUCCUGCUUCUACCAAGAGCAAGUAUGAUUCGAUGGAUUUUGACAGCUUGCUUAAAGAGGCUCAGCGAAGCUUGCGAAGGUAACAUGCGUCA